UCGCCAAAAUUAUUCGGAAGGACCUCGAGAAUGUUCAUACGCUGUAAAGUUUAGUACUGCAAAGAUGAAUAUUUUUCGUAAAAGAACAGCGGUUGGACGAUCUGUAAAUGCAUGCAUCAAAAGAGCUUUUUAUCUGUAUUCCCCUGAGCCUUUCCAUCCGUUAUACGACAGAGUUCCGGAGUAUAAAAGCGCCGAGGAGGCUGUCCAAGUGAUACAGUCGGACAGUCGUGUGUACAUCCAUGGAGCAGCAGCCACCCCAGUCAAACUCGUGGAAGCCAUGACAGAGCACGGGAAGAAAGCAGGGCUCAGAAACGUGGAAAUCAUGCAUAUUCAUACAGAGGGGCCGGGCACCUACAACAACCCAGAAUACGAAGGCAUCUUUAGAUCGAACUCCCUGUUUCUUGGAGCUAAUGCCAGAAAAGCGGUCAACGAGGGGAGGGCGGACACCAUCCCUAUCUUCCUGUGUGAGAUUCCCCACCUGUUCAGGCGCCGCAUCAUCGAUAUCGAUGUGGCGCUUGUCACUGUGGCACCACCCGAUAAACAUGGAUUCUGCUCACUAGGCACCAGUGUGGACUGUACCAGAUCAGCAAUACAGAACGCACGAUACAUCAUAGCCAUGGUUAAUGAACAUAUGCCCCGGACAUUUGGUGACGGUGUGAUUCAUCAGUCUCACAUUGACGCCAUGGUGGAGCACAGCGAGCCGCUAAAUGAACUCCGGAGAGGAGCGUUAUCAGAGGAGGAAGAGAAAAUCGGCAAACUGAUCGCGGAAAACUUAGUGGUAGACGGGGCGACAUUACAAAUGGGUAUAGGAGCCAUUCCUGAUGCAGUACUAUCACAGCUGGGUCAUCAUAAGAAUCUGGGGGUCCAUUCGGAGAUGUUCAGUGACGGGGUGGUGGAGCUAGUGGAGAAGGGGGUCAUCACAAACUCCGAGAAGUCCAUACUGACGGGUCGACUGGUCAGUAGCUUCUCCAUCGGAACCAAAAUCCUCUACAACUUCCUCAACGACAAUCCCUCCGUAGAGAUGAGAGAUGUGGAAUUCACCAACAAUGUAGCCAUAAUUUGUCAGAAUCCCCGAAUGACGGCCAUUAAUUCGUGUAUUGAGGUUGACCUGACUGGUCAGGUGUGUGCGGAUUCUAUUGGAGAGAGACUUUACUCAGGGUUCGGGGGUCAGAUAGACUUUAUACGCGGGGCAGCCAUUAGUUUAGAUGGCGAGGGAAAAGCCAUCAUUGCGAUGCCUUCAGCAACAAAGAGAGGGGAGAGUAAACUGGUUCCCAUACUAAAGAGUGGAUCUGGUGUGGUGACGACGCGAGCUCACGUUCACUACAUCGUCACGGAGUACGGCAUCGCCUACUUGUUUGGGAAGAACCUCCGCCAGAGAGCCUAUGCAUUAAUUAACAUCGCGCACCCUAAUCACAGGGAGUGGUUAGAGAAAGAGGCGUUCAACAGACUCAAGUGUAUGCCCUCACCUUAAAGCCAUCAAAGCCUUAAAAUUCACACCUUUCAAAUUAUUCCUUAUAUAGGUCAGAAGCCCAGGAUAUUUCAAUUUUGGAUUCUUACUCAAUUCAUAGUUCUGAUAGUUGUUUUCAAGCAAAUGGUUGAAUGAUAAAUGAAAUAUGAUGUUCAGUUUCAUGUUUGUGUAAAAGCCAACUUGUGUAAGAAA
Saccostrea cuccullata (small rock oyster) is the source of this 1660-nucleotide messenger RNA. Its product is annotated as 4-hydroxybutyrate coenzyme A transferase-like. Gene Ontology annotation, molecular function: acetate CoA-transferase activity. Gene Ontology annotation, biological process: acetate metabolic process. The record is from RefSeq and is a predicted model, not a curated record. The coding region runs from base 65 to 1471 and encodes 468 amino acids. The transcript has 7 exons. Gene Ontology annotation, cellular component: mitochondrion. NCBI's taxonomy places the organism in Eukaryota, Metazoa, Mollusca, Bivalvia, Ostreida, Ostreidae.